AUGAAUACAGCAAUGACAUCAACACAUUUUAUGUUAUUACCUGAUAUUGUGUUGCUUGAAAUCUUCUCAUAUUUAUCAAGUGAAGAUGUUUUGUACGCUUUCGGCAACUUACACGACUUCCGUCUUCUUGAUUUACUUACAGAAUAUGGAGCAUUUCGACAGAUUUGUCUUUCCUCACAAUUGUCUCGUUACCAAUAUCAAGUUCUUUCAAAAGAUAUCUGGCGUUAUGAUUUGAUUCAUUGGAGUCGAUUAACAGAUUGUCUACAAUCACUGGAACAUUUAUCUACAUACGUAGAAAGUAUGUCUGAUGUGUAUACAUUGGCGGUAGAUGGAUUUUUUCCUUGUCUACAAUCGCUUCAUAUCUAUGUUCAUAAAUCUGUGAUAAAAACAGUUUCAACUGGACUUCCAGCUAUUGCAAACCUUCAUAUGCCAAAUUUGGAAACAUUUUAUUUAUAUGUAAAAAAGCAAGGAAAAGCAAAUGAAGGAGAAGAACAAGUCGAAUGGGCAACUUUAGAGACAUUAACUUCUCAUUCUGUUAUGCCUCGUCUUCGACGAUAUUCUUUGAUCUAUAAUUUAUCGACAAGUGUUGAAAUUCAACAUAUAUUUCAAUCGUCUCUUUUCAAUAAUGACAAGCGACAUAUUCGUAUUCAGUUUGCACUUCAUAUUAAUUCAUUGACUUCCAUAGAUUUAUCUGAUAUUAUUGACAUAUGUGACAUUCAUUCUACACAUUAUAAUAAUAUUUUUGUGCAAUAUAAUGAUGAAGAUAAGUCAAAAUUACACUAUACUUUGUUCACUUCAUCAUGGCCAAGUUGGACAAUAUUUUGGAUGAAUCAUCAUAAUGUAGCACCACGCAGUGGUGUCCAUCAGUUAGGAAUCAAAUCUCCAAACAUUUCAUUACAUUCACUUGGUAAAUUAUGUUCUGAUGCUAAUGAAUUAGUGUGUCAACAUCCUGCAUCGUUCUCCAUGGUUGACUCAUUAAUUAUGGCACCAACACCUUUAAUCAAUUUACGUUGUUUAGAAAUACACAAUGUCGUCCCGGGAUUGGAACUUCUUUUUGAUGGUAAUAUGCUUCCUCGUUUGCAUUCUCUUCGUGGACUCAUUAUACCACUAUUCGUUGCCUUUGCAAGUCGAGCGAAUCAAAUGAAAACUCUUGAUACGGUUGAUCAUUUGGCGAUUACAGAUCAAGGAAGUAAUGAAGAAAGGUGUUUCUCGUUCAAACAGUGGCAUAUAGUGCUUGAUGCUCUACCUCGCUUGAGAACACUACUUGUUCAACUUCAUAAUGGAAAGUGUCCACCAAUGGUAAUGGCAGAUCUAUUUGUUAAUUAUAUAAAACGAACAACUCGAGCACCUCUUAAUCUUUUUUCUUGUUGCAUCGAUCAUAAUAGUGAUGCCAAUAACAAAGAACAUUUUAUUACAUAUUUAGAAGAAAGAAUUGAAAUGGUAUGUUCUUCUGUUCAAUUUGCAUUCAUCAGUCCGACAAGACUUGAUGCAUGGAUGUAAUUAAUAUUCUUGUUUGUUUCUAAUAAAUAUGUUGAAGUAUAACUUAUCUCAUUCCAAAAUACUAAAAAUUUUCUCUUAAAGAAUUUUUGAUCACUGAAGAUUUUUUUCAAAAUUAGAUACUAGUUCUGAAUAAUUGUUUGUUUGAGAGAUUUGUAAGAAAAGAAUUGCAUAAAAUUUAGUAUUUAAAUUCAUAUAUUGAAUAUAGAAAAGAACAUUCUCAUGAAAAUUAUAUAAGUAAAUAUAAUGUCAAUGAUUUUCUUAAACAAAACUAAUAUGCAAUAUAAAAGUCUUUGGAUGCAUGUCGAGGUCAUUUCUUAUCAGUCAAGUAUCGAGUCAAUCUGAACUAUUUUUUUGUCUGAAAGAGUAAUGUCUGAAGAAUAAAAAGGAUGAGCUGAGUCAAAAUUUUUACUUGUGCUUUGAUAAAAUUUAAAUACAAAACAACAUUUAAAAUAUCUUUACAAUCUGGUUUUUCGAUUUUUUUCAAUAGUUGACUUCACGAUUUCGUCUGUUUCAAAUUUAGAAUUAAACUUAUUUACGUAUAAAACCUUUCAAUUCUUAUCAUUUCAUCUAUCUGGAUUUUUUUCUUUUUGGUUAUAUUGUCGAUUAGAAAAUUUACUUUUGUAAUAUUUCUUCUCCUGAAUUAUCAAUUUGAUAAAAAUUGUGUAAUAGAAAAAAAAAUAAUGAGUAGGGAAAAGCUUUGCGAUGUAAACAGAAACUUUUUGAAAUUUAUGCGUUAGACACAGGUUUUUUUUAGCUCUAUCUAAUGCUAUAUUUUGGUUAUGAUUCAUAGAUAUUGAAGUGUAAUAAGUACUUUUUAAUAGUUUUAUUUCAACGAAAUCAAAAAUUAUUGUUCCUGUGAUCGACACUCAUAUCAUCAACAAUGCAAGUCAAAUGGAUUCUGGUGUAUUUGGUUAAUGUAGAUCAGACUUAAUUUGUCUUUCCUUGAGUAUACAUAACGGUCUUUGUGACGUAAUCAUUUGAUUCACUCAACAAUAAUCCAUGUAAAAAAAUUUUGUGCAAAAAAUCAUGAAAUAAUCGAUUAAAAAUCAAUUAUAAUCGUACGAUUUUAAUCAAUAAUUUUAGCAGUAAUAAUCAUAGCAAAAUCAGGUUUUAAUCGAUUACUUCAAUUAUUCUGAUUGCAAUCGAUUUAGAAUAUUUUUAAAAAUCGAUUAUAAUCAGAAAAAUUGAAAUAAUCGAUUAAAACCUGAUUUUGCUAUGAUUGUUACUGCUUAAAUUAUUGAUUAAAAUCGUAUGAUUAUAAUCGAUUUUUUUAUUAUUUUUUUUUACAUGGGAAUAGUGCCAAAUUAACUGAUUCUAGUAUUCUAAGCAAUGACAAUUGAGCUCAUGUAACAGUUGUAUAUGAUGCAGUUCAAUUUUGACUCAAUGAUUUACGUGAUUGCUCAAAUCGAUUCUGUAUUGACCAGUAUAGUAUAUCCUUAUCAAGGUACGUCAACUGGUGAAACAAGCGAUUGCAGUGUCCUCAUUAUUAGGAUAUCAAUCAUCGUUUUUCAAUGGGUAUGAUAUAUAAGCUGAAUGAGACAAGUUUUAAUAGAGUAAGCUAGUUAUUUAUUCAAGAUGUUACAUCAAUGAAAUGCAUAAUCUGUUAAAAAUUUCAUAGUUUUUUUUCCUGAUAAAAUGGCUCUGAUUUUUUGAAAAGAGAAAAUAUAUAUGUUAAUCAGUAUAUUUAGAUUUUACAAACAUUUUGUUUUUCUGACGAAGAUUCUCAUGAUGUAUCUUAUGACUUCGAAAAAGGACUGUUAUAUAGUAAUUUCUUGUAAGGACUGUAAGAAACUUUUUGCUUAUGGCUUUGAAUAUUUUAAAAUCCAAAAAUGGAUCAAUACACCAGUAACCAACGUAAUAAAAGUAGUUAAUAGUAUGGAUUCAUUGAUCUACUUUUCAUGCAUUAAUAACUAUAGAUAAGCAACUGUGAGUGACGUUGCAGAAUGAUGUGCCAAAAUUGAUCACUAGAAAAACUUGUUAAAACUAUGCGUAUGGAAUGACAUUGAAGGCAGCCUAUUGAAGUAUACUAAAAUUCAGUCGGAUACAUUAGAGUUCAAUAAUCUGAACAGCUCGCAUCUUUUUCUUUCGUUUCUUUCUUGAAUAUUCUGUGGUAAAAUACUAAUAAAAGACAAAAAUGUAACACAUUGUUGUGUUUAGGAAUAUUCAGCUGUUUACGAUUUCGACCGAUGUAGCUCGGUCUACCUAUCAGGUAUACAAUGAUGCUACUGUAGCUGCCUAUUAUCCGUUUGAUGCAAACAGAACAUUGCCUGAUCAUAGUGUUAAUGUCUUUACUGAAUAUACUUCGAGCACUAAUGUAAUAUCAUCGAAUCAUAUACAAAAAGCCCUUUUAUUCUCACAAGCUACAAGUUGUUUUCAAGUACAAUAUUUUACAUUACCACGUUAUUCUAACUUACCAUUUUCAAUAUCACUCUGAAUUAAUUUCACUAUGGCAUCUAAUGGUUCUAUAGGGGUGUGGGUGUGGGUGUGGGGUGUGGGUGUGGGUGUGUGGGUAUGGGGGGG
This is a messenger RNA of Rotaria sp. Silwood1, 4020 nucleotides long. The record is from the annotation of a GenBank genome assembly. Lineage: Eukaryota; Metazoa; Rotifera; Eurotatoria; Philodinida; Philodinidae.